Messenger RNA from Myxocyprinus asiaticus (Chinese sucker), 2734 nucleotides. RefSeq names its product transmembrane protein 184C-like. Bases 468 to 1781 code for a protein of 437 amino acids. The transcript is spliced from 10 exons. Gene Ontology annotation, biological process: transport. Gene Ontology annotation, molecular function: transporter activity. Lineage: Eukaryota; Metazoa; Chordata; Actinopteri; Cypriniformes; Catostomidae. The record is from RefSeq and is a predicted model, not a curated record.
GAGAAGAACCCAAAUAGUGACGACAAGAUCAAGAGGAAGUUCAAUUAGCUUUGUUUAUUAACUUAACUUCUAGUACGUCUCACAUUUGACUCCGCAUAGUUGUGUGCGUUUGACUUUAUGACUUAAAUGCAUGACUGCAUCGUGACGUUCGAUGCGUUCGCGAGCCGCUCUUGAAUGCAGUGAAUGUAUUUGGCAGCGAAAAGCAUGAGGAGGUCACUGUGUGUGUACAGUGAAUCAGCUGAGUGUUUACCGCCUCAGCUCCACUCAUGAUUCAUCUACAUCUUGAUAAUGUUUGUACAGAUCUUAUGUAUCUAAAUGAAACCACAGGAGUGGAACGAACAAGAACUUAACUUGGCAUCGACAAGCUUAUCUUUUAUCCAGCGAGGAAACUCUGCUUUUUUUUUUUUUUUUUUUUUUUUACGAAAUCCUAUUUGACUGUAAGGUAAAAGUACAGUAUCAACGGUAAAAUGCCGUGCACAUGUGGGAACUGGAGGAGGUGGAUACGGCCUCUGGUGGUGCUUCUUUACAUUCUGCUGCUUUUGGCUGUGCUUCCACUUUGUAUAUGGGAACUUCAAAAAUCAGUGGUUGGUAUACAUAAUAAGGCUUGGUUCAUUGCUGGGAUAUUUGUAUUCAUGACUAUACCCAUCUCACUGUGGGGGAUACUGCAGCAUCUAGUACACUACACACAACCUGAGCUACAAAAGCCUAUUAUCAGAAUAUUAUGGAUGGUUCCAAUAUACAGCCUGGAUAGUUGGAUUGCAUUGAAGUAUCCCAGCAUUGCUAUUUAUGUAGACACAUGUAGAGAGUGCUAUGAAGCCUAUGUCGUCUACAACUUCAUGAUCUUCCUGCUCAACUAUCUGGGGAACCAGUAUCCUAGUCUGGUGCGGAUGCUGGAGGUGCAGGAGCAGCAAAAGCACCUUCCCCCUCUCUGCUGCUGCCCACCGUGGCCCAUGGGAGAAGUGCUGUUGCUCAGAUGUAAACUGGGAGUUCUGCAGUACACAGUUGUGAGGCCUGUCACCACAGUCAUUGCUUUGAUUUGUCAGCUUUGUAGGGUCUAUGAUGAAGGCAACUUCAGCUUUAAGAACGCCUGGACAUACCUGGUUAUCAUCAAUAAUCUCUCUCAGCUCUUUGCCAUGUACUGUCUUGUGCUGUUCUACAAAGCACUACGAGAAGAGCUGAGCCCCAUCAAACCAGUGGGCAAAUUCCUCUGUGUCAAGCUGGUGGUCUUUGUGUCAUUUUGGCAAGCUGUGCUCAUUGCACUCUUAGUGAAGGUGGGUGUGAUCUCAGAAUCUCACACCUGGGACUGGAAGAGUGUAGAGGCUGUAGCCACUGGAUUACAGGACUUUAUCAUUUGUGUGGAGAUGUUUUUGGCAGCCAUUGCCCACCACUUCAGCUUCACUUACAAGCCCUACAUCCAGGAAGCAGAGGAAGGUUCAUGCUUUGAUUCCUUCUUGGCCAUGUGGGAUAUCUCUGAUAUACGGGCUGACAUCUCGGAGCAAGUGCGCAAUGUUGGGAGAACGGUCAUGGGUCGGCCAAGGAAAACAUAUUUCGGUGAAGAGGUUUGCCAGGAUGAGAACACUGGACUUCUGUCAGCUGGUUCGCAGGACCCUGUUGCUGAAGCCUCCUCCACACCUGCAUCCCCCAAGGGCCGUUACCAAGGCAUGGGCCAAACUGUAACCCCCCACUACAUGUCUGCUCCUGCCAACCUCAGCUGUGCACCUUGGGAGGGAGAUGUUGAUGACAUUACUCCUACGGUGCUAUCCAGCGAUCAUAAAGACUAACAUGGCUCACAUUACGCUGCUAUCACUUAGCAUGCUAUGAGCUGCAGCUACCAAAGCUAUUACAGUGUAAGCACAUUGGUAUCAUGUGCAUAAGCUACCAUGUUGAAUAUGUAAGAACUGUUAAUGGGUACUAAUAUGGAUUAGGUACCUGUGGUUAAUAUGUGUUCAGAAAGGCUUGGUGAAGGGUAGCAAGAAAAUAUUUAAAGGACAUGGGCAGGUAACACUAUUUUGCUGAAAAACAUUACCAAAUUCAAAACUGACCUUAGAGCCAAGCACACAGUAAUUUAUCAAUAUAUGAAUACCAGUUUUAAUUGUUCGCAUAACCAGAUGACCGUUCCUUAAAGACAGCUUUACUCGAAUUAAAGAAUGUUUACUCGAAGUGAGAAAAACUAUACAUUGAUGAAGCUACUUCAGAAUUUCAUCGAUGGACUUCAUUGAUCUACUGGACUUUGUCAUUUUAAUAUUUUUUUCUUACAUUGAUUUUACUUUUAAACCCAUAUUAAGUAACAUUUGUGGAAAAACACCUUGACCAUAGACAAUAAUAUAUUUCCAGAAUGCCACAGAGAUUUGCAACAUUUUGUCUCUACUAAAAGCAUGUUGUAGAGCAACUACAAUAGGCUCUAAAUCACAUGAUGCUUAAGCACCCAUAGCUCUGCGCUUCAAAGGAUAGCAACUGCUCCUGGACAGCUUGCCUUCGUUACAGCCUCAUAUACCUGCAUCAAAACACGAAGCUGUCAUACACAGUUGCUGUUAAUUUUCUUCCGUUCCUUUAAAAAUUAUUUUUUUAUAAUUUUUGGUUGUUUUAUUAACUACAAAAAAUUUUGCAAUAUCAAAAUGUCAGCCAAAGAUGUCUUUUUUUUUCUGUUAAGAUAAAAUUGUCUUUACCUUUUUCAAUUUGUGAACUUUGUGUUGUCAUUAUAUUUAUACAGGUGCAUCUCAAUAAAUUAGAAUAU